Messenger RNA from Hansenula anomala, 1062 nucleotides. RefSeq names its product Cmg1p (gene CMG1). Gene Ontology annotation, cellular component: kinetochore. The transcript has a single exon. Bases 1 to 1062 code for a protein of 353 amino acids. Gene Ontology annotation, molecular function: nucleic acid binding. Lineage: Eukaryota; Fungi; Ascomycota; Saccharomycetes; Phaffomycetales; Wickerhamomycetaceae. The record is from RefSeq and is a predicted model, not a curated record.
AUGAGUUUGAGGAAACGAGCUGCUCUUGGAUUCGAUGACGGAUCUAGUGAUGAAGAAGUCGAAAAGCCACAACCUCUUUGCAAAUCAAAACUGCCCAAGCUAUCAUUCAAGACACAAGAAAUAAAAGAAAAUGAUAUAGAUGAUGUGCGACCAACGUUGGGAAAAGAAGAAGACCCAGAAGCAAUUUUGGGCGGAGAUGAUGACUAUAUGAGAAUGGCAAUUACUGAAGAUGAGAAAACUGGUCCACAGAGGUUGCAGCCGAAGGAUGAGACCAAGACUAAACCAGGAUAUAACUUUGAAGAGAUUCAAGAUAAAAAAGAAUCAAAGCCAGCAUCACUAUUUGGUCAACUAGAGUCUAGCAGAGCGGAUGAUAGUACUCUGCAGCCAAUGCCAAAGUCACAGUUGAAAAAUUCCUCUAAAGGUCUUUCAAUAAUGGAAAAGAUGGGUUUCAAGAUCGGAGAUACACUAGGAAAAGAUAGUAAGAAUAAAAAGGCCAUUUUGGAACCAAUCUUGGUAUUACAAAGAGAAGAUAGAACAGGUAUAAAAGAAGGGCAAAUAAAGAUAGGGAAAUCAAAUAAAACUAAAGCUUUUGAGGGAAUAACAAAUGAAGAUGCUAAAGAAUUUAGAGAAAGGCUAACUGAUGAACAAAACACUCAGAGGCAAGAAAAGAUUUUACACAAGAUGCAAAAAUAUUGCUUAGAAUUCAGUGGUGAUGGUGAUGCUCCUGAUAUAGAAAAAGUUGACCCAUUGGGUAUCAAUGUCUUGUGGAGAGGAUAUGUGAAAUUUGUUCAAAAACUACUCAAAGAUAAAAGGGAGCAGAGAAGAAUUAAAAAUCCGGAAGAAAUACAAGAAAUUCAGCAAGAUGGUGAAAACUCUGAAGAGGAGGAUAAUGAUGAAGAGUUGGAAUUGUUCGAAGAAUUGACCAUAGAGGAAAAAGUUCGAAAACUUCAUUUGUUUCUAAGGACUGAAUUCGAUUAUUGCUAUUAUUGUGGUGCAAAAUAUGAAGAUCAAGGCGAUUUAUAUGAGCAUUGUCCCGGAUUUACUGAAGAGGAUCACGUUUAG